AUGACGCCCCAAACACGCAUGCAAGAACAGAACCAAACGGCCCAACUAGCGGCGCAGUUCAACAAGUUCUAUCUUGAAACGACAACUCCCGAGGUGAACCAGAUCGGGAACUACUCCAUUGUCAGCGAAAUCGGCGAAGGUGCUUUUGGCAAAGUAUACCUAGCGCAGCACAUUCUUCUUGGAUGUCAAGUUGUGCUCAAGUGUGGCCUUGUUGACGACCCUAACAUUGUGCGAGAAAUCUACUACCACCGGCAGCUUAGGCACAAGAACAUUGUGAAGUUGUACGAAGUGGUUCGCACAGAAACUCAUUUGUGGAUGGUACUUGAGUACUGUGAGGGAAAUGAACUUUACCACUACAUUUAUGAGCAAAAACGCUUGGACAUUGAUGUGUGUCGACAUUUGUUUCAUCAAAUAGUCGAAGCCAUGCGCUACGUUCACCUGCUCAACCUCUGCCAUCGUGAUUUGAAGCUAGAAAAUAUUUUGCUUGCCGACACAAAACGCACGGUGGUGAAGUUGACAGACUUUGGCUUUGUGCGUGAGUUUAGUCCUUACAAACGGACCUUCUUGUCCACAGUGUGCGGAACGACAGCGUACAUGGCCCCAGAAGUCUUGAAAAGCGAAAAGUACUCGGGUUUUGCCGUCGAUAUCUGGUCUAUGGGUGUGAUUCUCUAUGCGAUGGUGUAUGGCGAACUUCCUUUCGACGAGGACGACGCACUCAAGACGAAAUAUUGCAUUAUUAAUCUGGAACCGCUGUUUCGGGGCCCUCCUCAGCCUGAAGCUGCUCAGCUCAUUCGCAAGAUGCUUUCCAAAGACCCAAAUGCUCGGCCAUCGCUCACAGAAAUCCUCAACUCGCCUUUUUUGAUAGACAUCACCAACGAAAAAAUGGCGCCCAAAACCCCGGUCAAUGAUACAGAGUCUGUAAUGUCCAUCAAUCAGCACUAUCGUUUACAUUCCAUGCCGUUUCAGUCAAAGAUUGAGCGGCAUCUUCUCAAAAAGAUGGAAAAGCUCAACAUGGACGUGGACAGAGUCCAAGCAGCUGUGUUUAGCGGACAAUCGAACCCUCUAACGGCCUUCUAUGAGCUAGCUCUAGCGCAAGAAUUCAAGAAAAAGAAGACUCGCUACAUGCGUAAAAAGCGCUACUACGAGGCCAAGCGGCUGUUGAAAAAACAGAGACAACGGAUGCGGAGCGCUCUUUCGCUCAACGAUCAAGCAUCAAUGCCACCGCUUGAAAAAAUCCUUCUGUCUCUCAGUAUCAGUUCACGGCAGACAGAUAAAGAAGAAAGAGGAGAAAGAACGUCAAGUCGGCAGCUGAAAAUAUCGGAACCAGAAACUCUGAAGGUAGAAGGAGCAGACCAAAAGACAACUGCAAAUAUCACAGAUAGAUCUGUUCAGCAAAAACCUGAACGGCAGUUUGAACGGCCUCGUACGGCGCUGCUUCGCCUGGUUUCUUUUUAUGAGCGGCCUCUGGAGCGGCGGGGCUUUUUGAAUCGCCUUCAAUUUUGGAAGCGCAACAAACUUGAAGCGGACAUUCUGCGUCCCGUAGCACGUCUGCUUUCUCGGCGUCCUGAAUCUGUUGUCUCACAGAAUAGUCAGUACAGUACUCAGAGCCACAUGUCUGCGCUUUCCGAAUCAGAGGCUGAUCUUCUUGCUACAGAUGACGAGUAUUUCGACGAUGGAUCAGAGUCUUCUCUUAGUACGCAGAUGCGGUUAUCGUACCGGCGUAUACGUCCCAGACCUCAACGGCUUAUGUCUGAUUCUCUGGUGUCUCGCUUGAAACGUAGUCUGAUGUCGCAAGUGUCAAGCAACUCAUCGGAAGAAAGCUCUGCACUCUCUAGAAUCGCAGAUAGGCUUGAUGACCGCCCGCCCCUGCCGCAAACCAAAAAGCGAGCCCGCAAUGGUCAUUUUAAAAUGCCUAUGCCGGGCAGGCCAGUUUCGCCACCUAUGGGAACUGGCGAUAACAAUGCAUUCCGGUGGCCAGAAGGAAAUAAUUAUGAUACGCUGCAAGUAGACCCGCAGGCCUGGUCUAGCAGCGGAACGCAGGUGUUGCACAAGUUCAUCAAGAUAGAGGAAGAAGACGAAGAGGCGGACCAUGAUUCAGAGCCGGAAAUGAACCAAAAAAACGAAAUGGUGUGA
Clavispora lusitaniae ATCC 42720 is the source of this 2133-nucleotide messenger RNA. Its product is annotated as non-specific serine/threonine protein kinase. Gene Ontology annotation, molecular function: ATP binding; protein serine/threonine kinase activity. Lineage: Eukaryota; Fungi; Ascomycota; Pichiomycetes; Serinales; Metschnikowiaceae. The record is from RefSeq and is a predicted model, not a curated record. Gene Ontology annotation, cellular component: cytoplasm. Gene Ontology annotation, biological process: protein phosphorylation; intracellular signal transduction.